CCGCGCGACCCACACCCACCGCACAAAAAAAAUCUCGGAACCGAGCGCAUCUCUCCCCCCUACUCGACGCGGCCCCCCUCCCCGCCGCGCGGAUCCGGACGCCCCGGCCCCCUUCCCUUCCCCCUCGCCCCGCGCCCAGCCCUCCCCUUCCAUGCGCACGGCGCCGCCGCGGCAGACAUGACGCUCGCCUCCCUCGCCCGCGCCCUCGGCAGGUCCGCGCGCUCCUCCCGCCCGCGCCAGGGUUUCCAGCUCGGGGGCCUCGGCGGGGCCCGGUCGUCGCCCGCGCCGCUUCUGCCGCCGCCGCCGCGGGUCCAUGGCGGGGAGGGCGGCGGGUUAGGAUUUGUCCGGGGGUACCUGACUGCGGCGUCGGCGGCGGGUCUUGCGAGGCCCGCCGCGGGCAAGGCCGUGGAUUGGAGAUGCCUCCUCGCCAGCCCGCAGUUCCGGCGGCUCUUCUCGGACGAGUCCAAGAAGAAUUACGAGAACUACUACCCCAAGGGUAAGAAGGAGGUGCCAAAAGGAGAUGGGAGUAAAAAGUCUGAAUCGAAGCAGGAAUCCAAUACAGACGAGAGAUGGAAUUUCCAGGAGAGUGCUAUGAAACAUCUGCAGAAUUUCCUUGCGCCUCUAUUAAUUCUUGGCCUGAUGCUCACAUCCAUGUCAUCUAGCUCGGCAGACCAGAAGGAGAUAAGCUUCCAAGAGUUCAAGAACAAGCUACUAGAACCUGGUUUAGUUGAUCGCAUUGUUGUUUCAAAUAAAUCAGUGGCAAAGGUUUAUAUCAGGACUUCACCACAGCCAAAGAGCCAAGGUCAAAAUAGUGAUACCCAUAUUUCUACAACUGAUGUUCCAGGCAAGCCUGCUCCUAGCAGAUGCAAGUAUUACUUCAAUAUUGGUAGUGUUGAUUCCUUUGAAGAGAAGUUAGAGGAAGCCCAGGAAGCGAUGGGAAUAGAUCCACAUGAUUUUGUCCCAGUAACUUAUGUUGCUGAAGUAAAUUGGUUCCAAGAAAUUAUGAGGUUUGCCCCAACAGCAUUUCUUGUUGGAUUGAUAUAUUUGAUGGGGAAAAGGAUGCAGAGUGGUUUCAGCAUUGGAGGUGGUCCUGGGAAGGGAAGAGGUGGUAUUUUCAACAUUGGAAAAGCUACUGUGACAAAGAUGGACAAAAAUUCCAAAAAUAAGGUGUUUUUUAAGGAUGUAGCUGGUUGUGAUGAAGCUAAACAAGAAAUAAUGGAGUUUGUGCAUUUCCUUAAAAACCCCAAGAAGUAUGAAGAGUUGGGAGCUAAAAUACCCAAAGGUGCUCUGCUUGUAGGCCCUCCUGGGACAGGGAAGACUCUUCUUGCCAAAGCUACUGCAGGAGAGUCUGGUGUGCCCUUUUUGUCUAUUUCUGGUUCAGAUUUCAUGGAAAUGUUUGUUGGUGUUGGACCAUCCAGGGUACGAAACUUGUUUCAAGAAGCUCGACAGUGUGCUCCUAGUAUUGUAUUUAUUGAUGAAAUCGAUGCUAUUGGUCGUGCAAGAGGACGUGGAGGUUUUUCAGGCUCAAAUGAUGAACGUGAGAGUACUUUGAACCAGCUGCUUGUAGAAAUGGAUGGAUUUGGAACAACUUCUGGUGUCGUUGUUCUUGCUGGGACAAAUAGGCCUGACAUCCUGGAUAAGGCAUUGUUGAGGCCAGGAAGGUUUGAUCGCCAGAUAACAAUUGACAAGCCAGAUAUAAAGGGCCGUGAUCAAAUAUUCCGCAUCUAUCUUCAAAAGCUUAAACUGGACAAUGAACCAUCAUUUUAUUCGCAAAGGCUAGCUGCUUUGACACCUGGGUUUGCUGGAGCUGACAUUGCCAACGUUUGUAAUGAAGCUGCUUUAAUUGCUGCAAGAAGCGAGCAAACUCAGAUUACAAUGCAGCAUUUUGAGUCUGCAAUCGAUAGGAUUAUUGGUGGUUUGGAGAAGAAAAAUAAGGUGAUUAGCAAACUGGAGCGACGUACUGUUGCUUACCAUGAAUCUGGGCAUGCCGUUGCUGGAUGGUUCUUGGAGCAUGCAGAGCCUCUUCUAAAAGUUACCAUCGUUCCUCGUGGAACAGCUGCAUUAGGCUUUGCGCAAUAUGUCCCAAAUGAAAAUCUUUUGAUGACAAAAGAGCAGCUUUUUGAUAUGACAUGCAUGACAUUAGGUGGCCGUGCUGCAGAACAGGUCUUGAUUGGCAAAAUCUCAACUGGUGCUCAGAAUGACCUGGAGAAAGUUACCAAAAUGACCUAUGCACAGGUUGCCGUGUAUGGUUUUAGUGAAAAGGUUGGGCUUCUAUCCUUCCCUCAGAGGGAUGACGGCUUCGAAAUGACCAAACCUUACAGCAACCAAACUGCAUCCAUAAUUGACGAUGAGGUCAGGGAAUGGGUUGGCAAGGCCUAUAAGAAAACAGUUGAACUGAUAACGGAGCACAAGGAGCAAGUAGCCCAAAUAGCAGAAUUGCUGCUCGAGAAGGAAGUCCUCCACCAGGACGAUCUGACCAGGGUACUAGGAGAACGCCCUUUCAAGGCAGCAGAGCCAACCAACUAUGACCUCUUUAAGCAGGGUUUCCAGGAUGAUGAUGACAAGAGCCAAGCGCCAGCAAAGAAUGCUGAGUUGCCUGAUGAUGAUGCAUCUCCCUCGCUUGGCGAGGUUGUACCCACGUAGUUUUUCCUCAAAGUUAGAGCUGUAAAUUGCAUGCUCGUUCGAUAGAUUCUUGUUUGUUGCAGCAUAAGGAAACUGUAUAAAUUAGCGCCCUCGUCUGAUUAUGCCGUUGUGGAAAUGCGUUUGGAUUUCCACAAGGGUGGCAGUCCGGUUGAUAGAAUGCCUUGAGCUCAUCAUGGCAUCUGCAAACGUUCUGAAUCUUGUAUUCCCAUGUAUUUUUCCUGAAAGAUUCUGUCGACUGAGGAGUUGGUGCGAAAAGAGUGCUUGUCCCAUCUGAA
Messenger RNA from Panicum virgatum (switchgrass), 2918 nucleotides. Its product is annotated as ATP-dependent zinc metalloprotease FTSH 8, mitochondrial. Gene Ontology annotation, biological process: protein-containing complex assembly; mitochondrial protein processing. NCBI's taxonomy places the organism in Eukaryota, Viridiplantae, Streptophyta, Magnoliopsida, Poales, Poaceae. Gene Ontology annotation, molecular function: metalloendopeptidase activity; ATP binding; ATP hydrolysis activity. Gene Ontology annotation, cellular component: m-AAA complex; chloroplast thylakoid membrane. The transcript is spliced from 8 exons. The record is from RefSeq and is a predicted model, not a curated record. The coding region runs from base 178 to 2643 and encodes 821 amino acids.